AUGCCACCUCACAUCUGCGAAUUUUGCAAAGCAGCUCGCGCUCAAAUCCUCCGUCCGAAGAACCACGCCCGAUUGUGCGCACCCUGCUUCAUUUCGAUCUUCGAAGUCGAAGUCGCCGAGACCGUGACGUCUAGCAACCUAUUCGAAAGCGGCGAAAGAGUUGCGAUCGGAGCAUCCGGUGGUAAAGAUAGCACUGUGCUCGCAUCUGUGCUCAAGACGCUGAACGAUCGUCAUCAAUGGGGAUUGGAUCUCAUACUACUUUCAGUAGAUGAGGGCAUCCAGGGCUACCGGGACCACAGCUUGGAGGCAGUGAAGAGACAUAGCGCCCAAUACGAUCUACCACUGAAGAUUGUGAGCUAUGCCGAGUUGUACGGAUGGUCCAUGGAUCAGGUAGUAGCACAGGUGGGCAAGAAAGGCAAUUGUACAUACUGCGGUGUCUUCAGAAGACAAGCACUGGACCGAGGGGCCGCCAUGUUAGGCGUCGGUCAUGUUGUCACCGGGCACAAUGCGGAUGAUGUCGCAGAGACUGUGCUUAUGAACUUGCUCCGAGGGGAUCUCCCUCGAUUGAGCCGGGCGACGAGUAUCGUUACCAGUACACCGUCCGCCAAAGCCACCAAAUCGCCAGAUGGCGGAGUGUCUUUCACCAACGUGAAGCGUUCAAAACCACUCAUGUACGCAUAUGAGAAGGAGAUUGUGUUAUAUGCACAUCAUAAGAAACUGGACUACUUCAGCACCGAAUGUAUUUACAGCCCCGAGGCUUUCAGAGGAUCGGCGAGGACUCUGAUCAAGAAUCUGGAACGCAUUAGACCUGAGAGUAUCUUGGAUGUGGUUCGCUCGGGAAUCGACAUGGCAAAACUCGUACCUGGUGCCGACGGUAACUGCAAAGGAGCUUGCAGCACUUCGUCAGAUGUCGCAGCCAAAGGAGCAGAGGAUGAGGCCGCUGGUGGAUGUGGAAAUGCUAAUGGGAAUUCCAGCGGUGGUGAAAUGGCAGAGAUGGAGAAGAAAUUGCGUCAAGACGAGGAUGCCGCAUCGAAUGGGACUGAGACCGAAAUUAAAAUACCACAAAAAGCUAAGGCUCUCGAGAGUGAAGGCGGAGAAAAUGGAACCGCAACGUCUGGUCAUGAUGCUAUACCAAUGCGAACAAAGCAGAAGCCUUCCGGUCGCAGGCCAGCCCGCGGCACAGGACCAUCCAAGCAAAAACUUGGUCAAUGCGAGCGCUGCGGCUAUCUAUCUUCUCAGGCUGUUUGCAAAGCUUGCGAUUUGCUAGAAGGUCUAAACAAAGCCCGGCCCAGAACGGAAAUAGAAGUCUCGGAAGAUAAUGGCUGA
Messenger RNA from Lecanosticta acicola, 1326 nucleotides. NCBI's taxonomy places the organism in Eukaryota, Fungi, Ascomycota, Dothideomycetes, Mycosphaerellales, Mycosphaerellaceae. The record is from the annotation of a GenBank genome assembly.